AGCCGUAUGAACUACAGCACAUGCAAUGGGCGUUUUAACACGGGCCCGCUGGCACCCGGACCGGGGGAAAAUGGACUGUUUAACGAGCCUCCAGACGAUAACAGCAUGGAGUUGCAGCAGCUGUUCUGUGGAGGAACCCUCAACCGGAGACCCAUUCCUGCUGCUUACUUGGCUGAACACAUCAGGAAGCUGAGUGCCGACGACAAUCGACUGCUCUCCCAAGAAUACGAGUCGAUUGAUCCGGGACAUCAGUUCUCCUGGGAGACCUCUAAUCUGGAGGUGAAUAAGUCCAAGAAUCGAUACGCCAACGUAGUGGCCUACGAUCACUCGCGGGUCAUCCUUCGCAGCCUUGAGGGCGUCCCAGGAUCUGACUACAUCAAUGCCAACUACAUCGACGGUUACAAGAAACCUAAUUGCUACAUUGCAACACAGGUAAGGAUAUGCUUGAUGUACGCUGCCGAAAAAUAA
Molecule: messenger RNA, 468 nt
Organism: Dibothriocephalus latus
Lineage: Eukaryota; Metazoa; Platyhelminthes; Cestoda; Diphyllobothriidea; Diphyllobothriidae
Source: the annotation of a GenBank genome assembly